Cheilinus undulatus (humphead wrasse) is the source of this 1737-nucleotide messenger RNA. Its product is annotated as sphingosine kinase 1. Bases 37 to 1737 code for a protein of 566 amino acids. Gene Ontology annotation, biological process: sphingosine biosynthetic process; negative regulation of apoptotic process; cellular response to growth factor stimulus. The transcript is spliced from 5 exons. The record is from RefSeq and is a predicted model, not a curated record. NCBI's taxonomy places the organism in Eukaryota, Metazoa, Chordata, Actinopteri, Labriformes, Labridae. Gene Ontology annotation, cellular component: intracellular membrane-bounded organelle; cytoplasm; membrane.
ACCGGCCUGCGGGACGCGUCGCACUCUCCGUCCGGGAUGGAGAAAGACGCCUCUGAACCGGACCCAUCCCGUCAGAGGAACGGGGUCGUGGGCGUGUUAUAUGGGGAGUUCACGGACGCGCUCAACGACCGGGUCCGGUACUCGGUGAGCUUGACGGAGAGCGCCUUGACGAUCCAGAGGAUCUCUUCGUCCCCCGGCCGGACUAAGGUGGUUUUUAACUUAACCGACUGUAUCGGCUGCCGGGCGUACAGAGGGCCGGACAGCGCGGACGUCGGCGCCUACUUUACGGCGUAUUUCUACCCCUUCAAGAGGCGCUGGAUGAGCGCCGGAGUGGCCCGGCAGAGAGUGGAGCAGUGCUUUCGGGUGGCGCUGGUCCAGGACCCGCUCGCCAACCUCCAGGAGGCUGAGAGAUGGGCUCGAGCCAUCAGGGAAGCGUCCGUGCUGCAGAAGCCACGAAGAGAUGGUGUGGUGUAUACGGAGGUGUGCCGGCCCUGCAGAGUCAUGAUCCUGGUGAACCCUCACAGUGGUCGCGGACAGGCGUUACAGCUCUUCACGGGCCAUGUACAGGGCAUGCUCACAGAAGCCUCCGUUCCUUACACGCUUGUCAUUACAGAGCACCAGAACCACGCACGAGAGGUGGUGAAGAAGGCAGACCUGACACAGUGGGACGCCCUGGUUAUCAUGUCUGGAGAUGGACUGCUGUUUGAGGUGAUAAAUGGUCUGAUGGAGCGAGAGGACUGGCAAGAGGCCAUCCAGACCCCUCUGGGGAUCCUACCAGGUGGCUCAGGCAACGCCCUGGCAGCCUCUGUCCACCACUAUUCACAGUCGCCUCCAGCGUGGAAUGAGGAGCUCCUCCUAAGCUGUGGUUUCAUGCUUUGUAAAGGUCUGGUUGGUUCGAUGGAUCUGGUGUCAAUCCACUUGGCCUCUGGACGGCGCCUCUUCUCCUUCCUCUCCCUGGCCUGGGGCUUUGUUGCCGACGUUGACAUUGAGAGUGAGAAGUACCGCCACGUGGGAGCGAUCCGCUUCCUAAUGGGCACCCUGGUGCGCCUGGCCUCUCUCAGAACCUACCAGGGCAGGUUAGCGUAUCUGCCUGUUAAGGAGGCGCCCAAACCUCCAAAAGGAAGCAUCAAGGCGAACCUCCCGCCCUCUUCGGCACCUCAGCAGCCUUUGCUCUGCUCGUCUCUUCCCUGCCGACUUUUCCCAAACCCCUCGCCGAACCAAAACUCUCUCCAUAAUCACAUUAGCACAAACUCCAACCACAACACCAUCACCAACUCCUCCAACAACGUCAUCAUGACGAAGAAACCUGAGACUCAGGUUGAUGGCAAGACUAGAGAACCUGUGGACUCUCUUCUCCCUGGCAUCGAUCAGCCAGUUCCAGAGAGCUGGACGGUGGUCAAGGAGGAGGACUUUGUCUUGGUGCUGGCUAUUUACCAGUCCCACCUGGCUGAGGACCUGUGGACCGCUCCUGGUGCAAUGGCAGACGACGGAGUGAUUCAUUUGUACUAUGUGACAGCUGGGAUCUCCCGUCCUGCCCUCCUGCGCCUUUUCCUCGCCAUGGAGAAGGGAGCCCACUUAGCAUGUGGCUGCCCCUACCUGGUGUAUGAGAGGGUGAAGGCCCUGCGUCUGGAGCCCAUCUCUCCACAAGGCAUGAUCACUGUGGAUGGAGAGAUGGUGGAGUAUGGGCCCAUUCAGGCUCAAAUCCACCCCAGCUUGGCCAGACUCAUAUGUGGAUAA